AUGCCCACUCACACUGAGAGUUUCAAACAAGAAGAGCAGGAAGUAUUGCUGCAUCGUUCUAACAGUGAGGAGAAAAUAGGACUCACAUUGUGCUACGGCUCUGUAGACAUUGAAGAAACUGAUAUUUACGUCAGUGAGAUUGAGCCUUACAGUAUUGCUGCCCAAGAUGGCCGAAUCAGAGAAGGGGAUCAAAUUUUACAAAUAAAUGGUGUGGAUGUCCACAGUCGGGAACAGGCCAUCAAACUCUUUUCACAGAAUCGCUCCGACAUCACACUACUGUUAGCCAGACCAAUGCAGAUGGAUGACGGGUUCAUGGAGGAGCAACACAUGAUGCUGGAUGACUUUAAUAUGUCCAUGCUGGAAGCUAACCACCAUCAAAAUAUGGAGUUUACCUCGGCAAUGUUGGGACAGCGUCACCAUGACAAUGACGAAGAGGGUGGGACCACAGACACUGCCACCACAGAGAAUUCACAGAAACACGAAAAAGACAGUGGAGUUGGCCGCACUGAUGAGAGCACAAGAAAUGAUGAGAGCUCAGAACAGGAAAUAUUUGACAGUGAAUGCAUGUCUCCAGCAACAAAGACCAAGUUCAGAGGUGGACAGCUGGGCAAUGGCGAGCUCCAGUACAGCAAUGACAGCUUCACCUCCAAUGACACUCACGACAAUGAUUUCCCAGCCAAUGAAAUCCCAGCUGAAGAGUGUGAAAAAUUCAGAGAAGUGUUGGAGAAUCGUUGCACACAAAAUUCUCAUCCAAACAUGGCGUCCUCAGGUGCUCCUUUGACCUCAAAUUCGCGCAAAGACUCACAGAGCAGUAUUGAGCGUGAACUUGCCAUCCUAAACCAAGAAAUGGAGGAAAUUCAGCUGGAGUGUCAGCAGAUUGUCGCUGCCCAUCUUCAACAUCAACACAAAGUUCAGAACCAGAUAAGAACACUGCAAACCUCAGAAAUGUGUCGUAGUCCACGGCUGGUGCCUCGCAUGGGCACGCGCAUGGAGUCUUUGCGAUACAACCAAAACACUUCAGAACAACAACAGUCAGAUCCAGCCAUUUGGAUCAGACAAGACAUUUCCUCUUCUCCAACACCAGUCAAAGUCAGUAAUAAAGACACCAGUAAAAACGUUGAAAAAGAGAAAAAGAUUGUUGAAGAUUGUGAGAAAGACACUUCCAAUUCAAGUGCCUAUAACACAGGAGAAAGUUGCCGUAGCACACCUCUCACUCUGGAGCUCAUGAAGGAAGAGGGGUUCCGGGGCUCCAUGCUUAGUCUCUCUCACGCCCCACAAACUGUAUCACAACCUCAGAGCGACUCUGAGAAAACUACUCAAACCACGCCUCAACACAUGCCUAAGCCGGCUUCAGACAAAAGUAAUAAAGGCAAAAGCCUUGCUCAAACCAAGAGUGCAACAAGUAGCAGUAUUAGUGACGGUCAGCAGACGGCCAUUGAGAAUCGAGAUGGACCUUCAAUGAAUGAUUCUGAGUCCAUGACUGAUAUCUAUGCCAAAUAUUCAGAUAUUAUGUACACAAACCAUGCCCAUCUGGAGCACACCAUAGCUGUGCAACAGCGCCUUUUUGAGCAGAAAGUAGAAGAGCGCAAUCGUUUGUUAUCCUCGAACCAGUCAAUCUCCCAAAACAGCCAAAAUAGUGGGGAGAAAAAUACCCAGAAUGCACCAAGCUCUUCCCAGAGUGCUUCAGGAAGUAAGCGUGCUGAGACUCCAGUAACGAGUGACAAUCAGAUGGAAUGGGUAGUCAAAAAGCGUGCUGAUGGUUCACGAUACAUCACGCGCAGACCUGUGCGCAGCAUGCGCUUGAAGGAACGUGCAAAGAAAAUUACAGAGGAGCGAUGUGGUAUGACCACAGAUGAUGAUGCCAUGAGCGAAAUGAAAGUUGGACGUUACUGGAACAAAGAGGAAAGGAGACGCCAUCUUGCGCGGGCACGCGAGCACAAGCAUAAGAAAGAAAGCAUGAUCAAACAGCGAAUGGAGACUCUGAAAGAAGGCGAAGAGUGCAAACAAAUGAACAUAGUUGAACUGAGCCACAGAAAAAUGAUGCGCCACAAAGGGCGAAGGAUGCUGGAUGAUUUUACAACUGUGCAAGAGAUUUUAGUCCAUGGAAGUAAAGUUACAGAUGGUAAAUCUUAUAGUCCACUGCUUUCUGUAACAACUGUUUAAUAUUGUAUGUAACUUUGUAUUCUAGUCUACUUAUUACAUUAUCCUGUGUUAUAACAGGUGGGGAGGUGUUAACUAUUUAAUAGAACUGGUUUUAACUAUACCUAAACAUUAAGUCUAUUGCUGGUCAUUCACAGGGCAAUGGUUUGUUCACACCAAGUUUUGGCUGCAGUAAUUUGUACAAAAAAUUGUGAGACAACUUUGAAAGGUAUGCUAAAAAAUGAGAUUUUUUUACAGCUAUUUAAGUGACAUUAGCAAUUUCAUCACCAAUUUUAAGAAGAGUCCAAAAAUAUUGUGUUACUAUUGAAUAGUUCUGCGUUUGAUAAUACAAUAACACAUAAAUGAAGAUUUGCUGUAAAACCAAUUUAAAUAAUAUUUCAACACCCUCAGUAACUAAACAUAUCUUGAAUGCUACACAUUUUUCCAAGAUGAUGUAAUGACAAAAUUUUUUUUAAAGAUAGGGCUUAUAGUCAACUGUUUCUGUGCGUGAUAAAAAAUUGGUAUGGUUACUGUUAAAAUUUGUAACCAUGGUAAUAUGUUUAAUCUGCUCAAAUAUGGUGGUAAUCAAGGGGGGGGGGGGGUCAUUUAACCAGACUAUUUAAAGCUUGAUAAAUGUUAAGACAAUCAGUUAUUUUAAAAGACUACUGCAUAAUGGAGAAAGGGGUUGGAAAGGGAGAAGAAAAUGAAGAGGUUCCAUUUCCAAGCGUAAUUUUACUCAAGUGACUGCUCCAUCUGCUUCAAGUAUGUACACAUACUUGCUAUUAAAGUUUUAAGUGUGUGUUUUAUUGUAAUACAGACGUGGCAUACAGUAGAAUACAGUUUAUCUUUCUUGGGUUAAUUUCAGCUGG
Messenger RNA from Lingula anatina, 3008 nucleotides. RefSeq names its product E3 ubiquitin-protein ligase PDZRN3. Lineage: Eukaryota; Metazoa; Brachiopoda; Lingulata; Lingulida; Lingulidae. The record is from RefSeq and is a predicted model, not a curated record. Gene Ontology annotation, molecular function: protein binding.